UGCUAUUGGUUGACUAGAAUGGUCUCGCUUCAAGCCGUAAUUUACUCGCCCCUUCUCCGCCAGGCUGUCUCUCUUAGAAGAGCUACUUUCUCCUGGUUGCUGGAGAGGCGCAGUGGUUAAUGGUCGGAGAGAAAUAAUUUAGGGUUAAACAUGGUGCAGGAGGCGUAUUUGAGGGUUUGUUGGAGCCGUUAGCAGGACGUUUAGCUCAGCCAUGUGUACAGACAGCAGUUAGCCUGUAAUGUAAUGUAGCAGUACAGUUUAGCCUGCUGAUAGAAUAGAUCCAGUUCAUCCUGCCAGCAAUGCAGAUCUGUUUCUGUGUGGAAUAUAACAUAAGAAAACGUUUUACUAGACACUAAAAAGGCUGAACAGAAUUAUAACCUGGUGGCAUUAAAUCAGACUGAUAAAAUGCGGAUUUUAAGGGCUUUAAUGAGCAAUAACUCCAUCGGGAAGCUGGUUGAUCACUACUCCAGAUAUUCACCUUCACCUCUCUCCAUAAAGCAGUUCCUAGACUUUGGUUCAGAAAAUGCAUGUGAGAAAACAUCAUUUAUGUUCCUCAGAGAGGAACUGCCAGUCAGGUUGGCAAACAUAAUGAAAGAGAUUAACCUGCUGCCUGAUAACUUGCUGAGGACUCCUUCAGUGCGACUGGUGCAGAGCUGGUACGUUCAGAGUCUCCAAGAUAUUUUGGAGUUCAAAGAAAAAGAUUCCGACAGUGACAAAGUCAUAUCCAACUUCACAGAUACAGUGAUAAAGGUGCGUAACAGGCACAAUGACGUGGUGCCCACCAUGGCGCAAGGAGUGGUAGAGUACAAGGAAACCUAUGGCACAGACCCAGUAACCAGCCAGAAUAUGCAGUACUUUCUGGAUCGCUUCUACAUGAGCAGAAUCUCCAUCAGAAUGCUCCUCAACCAGCACACUCUGCUGUUUGGAGGGAACGUGCAGGUGAACCCAGCUCACCCUAAGCAGAUAGGCAGUAUUGAUCCUUACUGUUAUGUUACUGAAGUUGUUAAAGAUGCAUAUGAAAAUGCUCGAGAUUUAUGUGACAGAUACUACAUGAACUCACCAGAUUUAAAACUGGAAGAAUUUAACAGUAAAGAACCAAAUAAGCCUAUAACAGUGGUUUAUGUGCCAUCACAUUUAUAUCACAUGGUGUUUGAAUUAUUUAAGAAUGCCAUGAGAGCCACCAUGGAGCUGUAUGGUGAUGCAAUGGAGUACCCUCCAGUUCAUGUUCGAAUAAUUCUAGGCACAGAAGAUCUCACUGUAAAGGUCAGUGAUCGUGGAGGUGGGGUACCACUUAGGAAGAUUGACAGAUUGUUCACGUACACUUACUCCACUGCACCUCGGCCUCAAAUGGACACAUCCCGCGCUCCACCUCUGGCUGGAUAUGGCUAUGGACUGCCCAUUUCCAGACUGUAUGCCAGGUACUUCCAGGGGGAUCUAAAGCUCUACUCGAUGGAGGGCCACGGAACAGAUGCAGUUAUAUACAUCAGAGCACUUUCUACCGAGUCCAUUGAAAGGCUCCCAGUCUACAAUAAGUCAGCGUGGAAACAUUACAAGACCAUGCAGGAGGCAGAUGACUGGUGUGUGCCCAGCAAAGAGCCCAAGGAUAUGACCACCUUCCGCAGCAUGUAGAAUCUCAUGAUGAGAUAUUAGAAAGGAGUUGGAAUGCACACUAAUAAGACUUGUCGAAGGUCUGAAGAAAAACAGAGCUUGCACUACUGAAAGAAAGGCUGGGUUUGCACUUGUAUUGAAAUGAUUUAAUGUCAUGUUUGUGAUUGGAUUAAGCUCAUUUAUCUUUUAGCUUUCGUUAGGUUUCAAGUGCUUGAAUGCUUUUUAAACGAGUGUUACAGAGCCUGAGUGCUUUUUCUUUACUUUAAGGUACUUCAUAAAAAAACUUCACUUUAGAGCUGUGGAAUCUGAAUAAGCUCAUAAGUGUUAUUAAGAUAGCAUUUAGCUAAGCUAUAUGUCUAGCUGCCGACAUUGAAAACAGAUUUACAGAUUUCUACAUUUGCAAUGUGUUUUUCUAGUUAUACACUGGAGUCCUGAUGCCAUUGUGGCAAGUAACAGCUAUCAGUCAGUACUUAUUAAUAAUGACCACAUACAUAACAGUCAAGUAAAAUAAGUUCAUUUAUAAAUCAGCAGCAUUAAUAUGGAUAUCUAUAUUAAGUAACAUCAUUUUGCAGUGUCCUAAUACACACUCAGUUCAAAUGCAGCCAUCUGGUAGUCAGUAUAUUAGCACAACAUAUGGUCAGAUGUACUUGCUGUGAAAGAUUGCUGCUCACAUGCACGUUUACUUGAUAAUGGAUGAGAUAGACUGAUGUGGCUAUUUACUUGGGAGCAACCUUAUAAAAACCUGAUUGAUAAUCUACAUUAGCAGUAAUUUAAAAUAUCAUAUAAAACAAAUAUUAGAAGGUUAAAGCUUAAAGUUGAUCAAUAAAUGUCUGCAAAUUGUAGUGAUUCAGAAAUAAAAUAGCUGCAUACUUGUUCAUUGGUACAGUGAAUGUAGUGAUCAAUUGUUAUCAGCCAGUUACAGUUAUUUACUUCUGAAUGCAGCAUAACUAAAAGAAAGACAACUGAGAGUGUAUGAAAUGCAAGUUCACCCAAGUCAUGUAUAUGUUUUUUAGAUGUUACAUUGUGUGGAGGAUUUUUAUGGGAUAUGCUGUGAAUAGGUACGGCCCAAUAAAGUGACUGCUGCUAGAUAAAAAGUGCAGAGCUUUAAGUGUUAAAGUGGCAAACGAACAUUCUACGACAGUGUUGUGAUACAAAAUGUAACACGAGAAAAUCUAGUCGUUUGGUUCAAUGUCAUUAUUUUUUACAAUUUAAAACUAGGCCUAGCACAAUUGUACCAGUUUAGCUGACAGUGAUCAUAUACAUGAUUUAAAUAAAUAGUUAUCCACAUAUUACAACCAUUAUUUUGUCAUUUAGCUCUAUUAACUGCUUCAUCCUGGUUGGAGAUGUGGUAUCUGAUUGGACAGCGCUAUGAUUUAAUUAUACUCACGUUAGGGAUAAUCCUGGUGUUUGUCAAUACAUGAAAAAUGUAGGAUUGUGAAAGCUGACUAGUCGUAAUAAAUGUAAAAGUCCUGGAUGGUUACUCCUGACCAUAAACAAUGGCAGUUUAAGCAUUUUAAGAUGUGCUGUAGGUGUGGGUGAUGUUGCAGUAUUUUAAUAUGUCCUAUUUUUGUAUCUUUAACAAUUUUUAUAAAACCUGAAGCAUUUCA
Molecule: messenger RNA, 3215 nt
Organism: Trichomycterus rosablanca
Lineage: Eukaryota; Metazoa; Chordata; Actinopteri; Siluriformes; Trichomycteridae
Gene: pdk1
Product: pyruvate dehydrogenase kinase, isozyme 1
Exons: 11
Coding region: 406-1629 (407 amino acids)
Biological process (GO): protein phosphorylation; regulation of glucose metabolic process
Cellular component (GO): mitochondrion
Molecular function (GO): pyruvate dehydrogenase (acetyl-transferring) kinase activity
Source: RefSeq, a predicted model, not a curated record